AUGGACACGACUUUUACAGCUUUUCGAGCAAUGUUCUACUUACUUUUACCAUCUGAAACAUAUUAUGAACAACUUGUAGAUGUUCCAGAUUAUGUUGUCAAAGUUAUUCAACUUUUCUUUGUUUUACAAGCAUUAGAGCUCGUUACUUCUAUUUAUCGAGGAAAGAAAUUACCACGUUUUAAUGACGUAUUCAGUUCAGUGGCAGCUGGUAUUAUUUCACGUAUACCGCGACUAUUUUUUCGAUCAAUUGAAUUGUCAACAUAUAUAUGGGUAUAUGAAAACGUUCGUAUUUUUCCACGAUUGCCAUGGAAUUCACCAAUAACAUAUUGGGUUACAUUUCUCGGAGUAGAUCUUGGAUAUUAUUGGCUUCAUCGUAUGGCACAUGAGGUCAAUCUUUUUUGGGCUUCCCAUCAAGCACAUCAUUCAUCGGAAGAUUAUAAUUUAUCAACAGCACUUCGACAAGGUGUUAUGCAAGCGUAUGCUUCAUGGAUGUUUUAUUUGCCACUCGCUUUAUUUGUUCCACCUCCAAUAUUUUUAAUUCAUACACAAAUGAAUUUAUUGUAUCAAUUUUGGAUUCAUACUGAAGCCAUAUCAAAUCUUGGCCCAUUUGAAUAUAUACUAAAUACACCAAGUCAUCAUCGUGUUCAUCAUGGAAGAAAUCCAUAUUGUAUUGAUAAAAAUUAUGCUGGAGUUUUUAUUAUAUGGGAUCGUUUAUUUGGUACAUUUGCUGCUGAACGUAAAGAUGAGCAAAUAGCUUAUGGUCUUAUACAUCCAAUAAAAACAUUUGAUCCAUUAGAAACACAAUUUGUCCAUCUAAAAUAUAUGUUUAAACAAUUUUUACAACGUCAAGGAUGGCAAAAUAAAUUAUCUGUUAUUUGGAAAGGUCCAGGAUGGGCACCAGGUUUACCUCGAUUAGGUAGUGAUAAGUUCCCAGAAGUAAAACAUCCUAUUCGUGUUUAUCAUCCAAAUGUAUCAACAGCAUUAUCAUUAUAUACGUUUAUACAUUUUGCAUAUGUUUUAAUACAAUAUAGUGCAGUACUUAAAUAUUCAAAAAAUUAUUCAGUUGUAGCAUUAUUGCUUUAUUCAAUUAUUUUAAUUUAUACUUUACAAACAUUUGGUGCUAUUUUUGAUCAAAAGAAAAAUGCACUUCAUUAUGAACGAUUUCGACUUAUUUUAAUGUUACUUCUACCCAGAUUAACUUUAAUCAAAUCACUUUUUCUUCUUCAAACACAUCUAAUCAUUCAAAUAGCCAUUGUUUUAUCCAUUUUUGCUACAUUUUUCGUUCCACAGGUUUCUACUUUGACAAAGAAUGUUCCUCUAAAAAAAGAAUAA
This is a messenger RNA of Rotaria sp. Silwood1, 1332 nucleotides long. Lineage: Eukaryota; Metazoa; Rotifera; Eurotatoria; Philodinida; Philodinidae. The record is from the annotation of a GenBank genome assembly.